AGGCGAAACUACUGAGCGAGCGUGCACGUUGUUUAUAGAUUUUUAGUCGAAUUUCGUUAUUUCACGUUUAAAGUACGUACGUGCGGAUACGGAUACGGAUACGGAUGAGUGUUGCGAGUGCGUAAUAUCGGCAAUCGAAAUAAGCGUGUGCCGCGUGGAAAUACGUAUAUCCCAACAUAAAUAAAUCAAAAAUCUGUUUAUUUUUUAAAACGUCAUUCAGUGAUAUUUGUUCGCUAAACGGUGCUUUAUCAAAGUUAGACUGAGUUUAAAACAAAACAAGAAAUAAUUUUAAAUUAAAUAAAAAAAAUUGUGUAAUAUAAGGGAUAUUUUGGAUAGUCCCCCUUAAAGCCAAGUCCUAAUCCAUUUCCGGAAACAUCUGUCAGGCGAAUCGAAUCCAUAUACCAGUACAUAUAUCAUACACGUACGUGCCUCAUCAUAAAACGCGCCCUCAUCGAGGCAUUCAAGCGAAACCACAAACCAAAAACGGCCAAGCCAAAGAAAUAAAAUACGUACACAAAAAAAAAAAUAAAUAUAAAAUAAAUCAACAAGAUAUCUAUACACAAGAAAAGAAAGUAAUUCCAUCAGUCAAAUGUGUAAAUUCUGCUUAUAUAUUCCGUGUAUUUCGUAUAUCCCAAUAAAAGAAACCAAAUAAUAGCCAUUAUAAUGUGCAAAAUAUACAGACUCGAAUUCGCGAAACAAAAAUAAAUAUUAAAUCCAGCUGGGGCAGUUAAAAUACUUAAUGAAUUUAUUGCACAAUUAAAGCGAAGCCAACUAAUAACAGCAACAAAUUAAUAUGCCGCUGGCGUGAAAGUCACAACUCGACGCAUGAAAAAUUCCCCCCUCAUUGAAUAAUAAAUGAAAUCAAAUUACAAACAAAGCCCGGCCAGCAAUAACGAUUGCAAAUUGAGAAAAAAAUAAAAGAAUAAAUAAUAAAUAAUAAUAAUCAUAAAUAAGUACACAUCAACAGCAAGAGACGCGAACGUGGACGGCUUAAUCAGCGAAAAGUCAGCGGAGCGAGCUUAGGCGGUUGGAAAAUAUUGCAGGCCAGGCGCAGGCGCAGGCGCCGCUUUUCACACGAGUUGGCAGCACACGCCACAUAAAUUGGCAUUUACCGUUAAGCGCGUUCAGGCCAACAAUAAUACCAACCAACCAACAACAACAACCGAAACAACAACUCAACACCUCCACCGAAUCACCAAAGAAAAGCCGUCAAAGUGGAUUUAACAAAUUAUAAUAAAAUGCUGCAAUCCAGCAAUCAUCAUUAUUUAAGGCCGGAUUAUAUGACAGCCGCAGCAGCCCCAACAGCGCUGGACAACAAAAGCAGCCCGUUGGCGCUAUUGGCCCAAACAUGCAGCGCCAUCGGGGCGGAUACCACAAAUCCCAAGCUGCUGGCGGCGAACAUCGAGAAGUCGACGAAGCAACUGCAGCACCAGUCCAACAAGGCGGCCGGAGGAUUCGGCCUCGGCCAGUUAUCUUCAGAUGGUGGCGGUGCACGCGAUAAAUCCUCACCGGUUAGCAGUCAUUCAUCCAGCGUCAGCACCGGCUCCGUGGAGCAGCAGCAGUCCCUGCCCCCCGCCCAUAGCAGCAAGCCGAUUCCGACUACCUUUAAGCCCUACGAGCCCAACAACAAUAUCACCACAGCUGUCGACUGCGGCGCCACAAAUCUCACCAGCAGCAGCAACAGCAACAGCAGCAGCCACAUCAAUAACAACAGCAGUGGGCAAAGGGUCAAAACCCCCAAAACGGCGACAAAUGGAGGCCAACGUUGCGACUCGAACCAAAGUGCUAGCUCCCAGCGUGAAUCGCCAGCAGCUGCCGGCUCUCUAAGACGCACCCCCACCUCCGGAGGGUCCACCACCGCCGCCCAACAGCUCAACGGCAGCCCCGGCCUGCCCUCCUCCACCCCCGGUCGCAGUAAUUCCAAAGAGUCCGCCUCGAUGCACAGCCCCAGUGCAGCGGCAGCUGCAGCAGCUGCAGUGGCGACCGCCAGCUCAAAUCGCCUCCAGGAGGCGGCUCUAGCCGCUGCCAAGGAGGCCAGCUAUGUGAAGGCUCUGCAUGCGGCGAGUCAGCAAGGAUCCGCCUCGGCGGCGGUGGCAGCUGCAUCCUAUUAUCCGCCAGGCUAUGGCAGUCCCUAUUCCAUGGACUUGAUGGCCGCCAGCUCAUUGAUGUCACCCCAUCACCCCAUGUUCAAGGCCUCGGCCAUGAAUCCCUAUCUGAACUACGCCCGGAUGAAGGGCCUCACGGAUCCGUCGAUGAUGGCAGCCACGCCAAACGUGUGCCGAGAUCCCUACUGCACCGGAUGCCCAGCCAGUCCCCACUACAUCAACAAGGCAGCGGGCCAACCCUGCCCGGCUGGAUGCCCGCAGUGUGAAGUGGCAGCCGGUGGAGGGGGUGGACCAGGAGGAAGCGGGAAGUCAAGUGGAUCGCAGGGCUCUGGAUCGUCAAGUGCGGCAGCAGCAGCGGCCUCCUACCACGCCCAACUGGCCGCCCUGGCCGCCGCCUCCCAGAUGCCGUACGUCUGCUCCUGGAUCGGCAGCGAUGCCGCCUACUGCGGCAAACGGUUCGGCACCUCCGACGAUCUGUUCCAGCACCUGCGCACUCACACGGCCUCCGUGCCGGAUGCGGUGCUGAGCGCGGCGGCCGCUGGCGGUAUUCCGCCCAACCACCCAUUGUUCCAGCGUACGUACCCCACCCCGCCGCUGAGCCCCCUGUCGGCCGCCCGCUACCAUCCGUACGGCAAGCCAUCGAUGCUGCCGCCGUCCCUAGCGCCGCCUGGUAUGCCCGGCCUGCCACACCCGGCUCUGGCCCAGUACUUUGCGCCGUACUCGUUAUACGGGCCCCGGAUGGGCUCGUCGCACCCGUAGUCCGAUGAGCCGAGGCGAUCGGCUUUCAGUCAAACCAAUCAUUUCUCUUGAGGAGUCCCCGGCAUGUCGGCGUGUCCCUCGGCUCGCGGCGGCGGCAAUGACUCACUCGUGAAACGAAAAGCUAGUGAUCUAAUGUACUGUAGUUACAUACAAAUGUGUUUACAAUUAGGCUAAGAAUCUAGCGUCUAGCUAUUAAAUGUCGAACAGUCUGUAGUCGAUGUGGUACAGUGCAGCCCAUCAAUAUAUAUCAACAUCGCUCGUCCCUGUGUGUGUGUAUGUUUUAUUAUGCGGUUGCUACUAAAUGCAUAUGGUAAUUUUAACAAUAUUAUUUAUUAUAGCGGUUCAAGUGAAGCGAUUUAUGAAUUAACGAAAUGAAAAGAUUGUCCAAAAACUUAAAGUUGUAAAAUUC
Molecule: messenger RNA, 3273 nt
Organism: Drosophila bipectinata
Lineage: Eukaryota; Metazoa; Arthropoda; Insecta; Diptera; Drosophilidae
Gene: elB
Product: elbow B
Biological process (GO): negative regulation of DNA-templated transcription
Cellular component (GO): nucleus
Source: RefSeq, a predicted model, not a curated record